Cheilinus undulatus (humphead wrasse) is the source of this 1143-nucleotide messenger RNA. It is a transcript of the gene psmc3ip, whose product is annotated as PSMC3 interacting protein. Gene Ontology annotation, biological process: homologous chromosome pairing at meiosis; meiotic joint molecule formation; meiotic strand invasion involved in reciprocal meiotic recombination. Bases 62 to 700 code for a protein of 212 amino acids. The record is from RefSeq and is a predicted model, not a curated record. Gene Ontology annotation, molecular function: recombinase activator activity; double-stranded DNA binding. Gene Ontology annotation, cellular component: DNA recombinase auxiliary factor complex; condensed nuclear chromosome. The transcript has 8 exons. Lineage: Eukaryota; Metazoa; Chordata; Actinopteri; Labriformes; Labridae.
UGACGCAUAUUUCGCGCGAAGCUUGGUUCGGGAUGCCAAAUUGAAAGGGAAGAGGUUAGAAAUGAGUAAAAAAGAUAACGGCGCUUCUCUCAUCCUCUCCUAUCUGAAUGAGAAGAAUCGGCCCUACAGUGCUCAGGAUGUCUUCUGUAAUCUACAAAAGCAGCAUGGGUUGGGGAAAACGGCAGUUGUCAAGGCCAUGGAGCUGCUGGCACUGGAGGGCAAGAUAAAAGAGAAAACCUAUGGCAAACAGAAGAUUUACUUUGCCGACCAGGCCCAAUUCAAAGAUGUGAAUGAUGCAGACCUGAAGGCCAUGGACAGUCAGAUCUCAGAGCUCAGUGCAGAUGUGCAGUCCCUCACACAGACCUGCAGACAGCUAGAUACAGAGCUGAAGGAGCUCAACAGCUCCCUGACAACAGAGGAAAUUCAGUCAGAGAUCCAAGAGCUAAAAGUUGAGUGUUCUGGGUACAGAGCACGUCUGGAGAAGAUAAAAUCAGCAACAAAUCACGUCACGCCAGAGGAAAGAGAGAAGGUUUACAAAGAGCAGACCGUUUAUGUGAAAGAGUGGAAAAAGAGGAAGAGAAUGGCUUCGGACAUGAUGAACCAAAUCCUCGAAGGAUAUCCCAAGAGCAAGAAGGAAUUCCUUGAUGAAGCUGGAGUGGAGACUGAUGAGGACUGCAAAGUUGUUGUUCCAAGUGCCUGAAAGAAUCCAGAAUCAUCUGUUCAUCCACCUCCUCAAUGUAAGCCCAUCCAGUGUGUCACUAAAAACACGGGUCAUACAUUAAAGCAGUUUCAGCAUGUUCUUUAUUUACAUCCUGUCUGUUGAACAUAAAUAAAAGUUGGAUUUUCUUUUUUGUGUAUUAAUACAUUACAACAAAAAUAGCUCUGUAGUUGUAUAACUCUACAUUACAUCGUUGGUCAGCACUGAGGGAAACUCGCUACCUUAAAGGCAACUAUGUGUAUUCAUUCCCUUUAAAAAUGAUUCCUUUUCUGAAAAUAUCAGUGGAUUAUCCAUUAUAGUUUGAGGAAACUGUACAUUAUUUGUUGUUCUUAUCACAUGUUCAACCAGUCCUUACGUCAUUUCUUUUGAAACUGUAAAUAAAAGAAAAACACUGUAAAAAGAAUUAAAAAGUAUACAACAAUCAA